AGUUCUAGCUCGUUCGCUUCCGCUCCGUGCUCGUGCGGUGCGUCAUCAAAUCCACCCGGAAACGACGUGAGGAAAGUGAAGACCAACGAACGUCAAAACAGUGCAACAUUCUCUCUUCGCUGUUAUCGUAUACAAAGCCGGGUUUUCUAGCAGUAAAAGAUAUAUAAUCACCCCUGCUAGUGCGUGUAUCGUUAUAAUAGAGCAAGCAUAAUAUAUAUAUUAUAGAGAGAGAGCUGUAUACAUUCAUCCGCACACAUAGAAGACGAAGUGGCAGUAACACCAGCCCGCCAUUCCAGCGAAGCAUUUCCAACCACGAAGUGUCUUCUUUUUUUGUUAGCUUUGUGGAUCCCCUUGUUUACCUUCACAUUCGAAGCCAACACAUAUACAAAGAGAGAGUGAAGAAAGGAAGGGAAGCGGUGUUUGUCAUCGAGGUAGCCUGCGGCCACGUCACGAAUAGUAAGCCGGGCAUUGCUGCUCUUCUUUCUCCUUCGAUAGACCCCAAAAACCGUCAAGUACAUUCACACUGUCACCGCUACUUCGCGUGUGUGUUUGUGUGUUUCUCUGCGCAGUAGGCUUACGUUGCAGGUAACUGCGAAUCGAUCGCUUCGUGUGCUAGCGUGCUUAUUGAAAAGGCAUUGAAGCAUACAACAGCCACAGUAGGCCACUCUUAUACAAUCGAACGCUCUGCUCACUUUACCCUUUGUUCCCGUAAUGUCUAGCAGUGAAAAGAAGCACGCGGCGUGGGUGGACGUGGUGGCGGGGGGGUGCGGUGGCGCCCUCGCCAAGUCCCUCCUAAGCCCCUUCCAACGGAUCGUCGUGCUGCAGCAACUAGGUCAGCACAAGUCGUACAGCAUUCGGAAACUUGCUCAGCACAUCUACCACCAAGACGGACUCAAAGGCUUCUGGCGUGGCAAUCUAACCUCCAUGGUCAUUCGCGUUCCGUACAGCGGCAUCCAGUUCCUCCUGUACAGCCAGUGCAAGUUCGUUCUUCAAGAUUGGCUCGACAGUCGCCGAAAGCAGAGGGCAGCGGAACAUGCCGCCGAUACCGACGGCAGCGAGAAGAGCGUCAUGGAGUCCCGAAACGUGGAGUUGAUAGAGAAGUUUAUUCUGAAGUGUGGGGCCGGCGGCAUCUCCGCCACCGUCGCCGGUGCUGCAGUCUACCCAGGCGAGGUCGUGCGUCUGCGUCUCAUGUCGGGUGAAAAGGAAUUUACGGGCAUCGCGCAUACCUGCCGCCUUGUCUACCGCGAGACGAACUCGUUGCGCAACUUUUAUCGCGGCUUGGGUGCAUCGCUUAUGCAGAGAGUGCCCGACAUCCUUGUCAGUUUCGCGACGUACGAGACAAUCAAGUAUGCGGUGCUGGACAGCCCGAACCCGCCCUUCUUCAAAGACAACUUUACCGCGCGAAACCUUCUCGCUACGAUUCUGGGUGGGUCUGCCGCCGCCAUUGCAUCCAUUCUCGUAGCCUUCCCGUUGGAUGUAGCGAAGCGCCGUAUUGGUAUGUCGGGCAAGAGCACCGACAAGGUCGUCUACAAGGGCGUGGCGGACUGCCUGGGAAAGAUUUAUGCAAAGGAAGGUAUCCGCGGCUGGUACUCUGGCUCUUUCGUGGAGGCGGUACGCUGUGUGCCGCAGGUCAUUCUGAUGUGGAUAUUUAUCGAGAGCAUUCAGAAGCACCUGUCGCCCUAUGCAGCAGUUGGAGCGGAAGACUCGAAGGCGGAAGAAAAGAAAUAG
Leptomonas pyrrhocoris is the source of this 1728-nucleotide messenger RNA. Its product is annotated as putative mitochondrial mitochondrial carrier protein. The transcript has a single exon. Gene Ontology annotation, biological process: transmembrane transport. Lineage: Eukaryota; Euglenozoa; Kinetoplastea; Trypanosomatida; Trypanosomatidae. The record is from RefSeq and is a predicted model, not a curated record. Bases 712 to 1728 code for a protein of 338 amino acids.